ACUUGAAAUUUAGAUUACACGUGACACAAAACACCGUAAGGAAAGGAUUCGCAGUGCCGUCUCAGGUCGGGUCCCUACAACUCUCCCUCUUCCCUUCACCGUGUCGUUACUGCAAGCUGGACGUCCAUCGUGGUCGUCAACCUCGAUCAUGCCGAAGGACUCCUCCAGACGGCCUCUUCCCGCCUCCUCCGUCGACUUCGCCUUGCCCCCAUCGAAUGUGGCAUCGACGUCGUCCCACACCCUGGAUGAAGCGGUAUUAAUGCAAAGAAUACGACGCCCAAGUAUACUAGCUCCAAAAGCCAACUUUCUAUCUGAAGCUCGUCUGUCGAGCCCGUUAGCUGCAUCCUUCACGCUGCAUUCCUCGUCGAGGCGCAGGGAUACCCACCGCGACUCACCGUCCGACAUGUCUGAUAGCAGUAAUGGAGCAAUGCGUACCGAUAGCUCAUCCUCUGCUAGCUCUGGAGAUACCACUCCUUCCAUCGGUAUAGAAGAUGAUGCCACCCAAGAAACCAAAAUUCCUCGCCCUGGCCUCUCGUCCCCUCGCAGGUUGUCUUCGUCAACAGCCGACGCUCAAGACUCGCGCCCUUAUCCACGACGCAGAUUAUCGUUUCCCCCGAAACAACCCCGUAUCAUGAACCUCCUCGCUGAAUCCCGCCCUGUCGAAAACGAAGUCAAGUCCGAGGCCGCCUUUCAACGAUUGGUGGCUUCCGGUGCCGAACUUCCUCUUCAGCCCCACACCCCUCGCACUGUAUCCGACCGAGGUCGUUAUCCUGAAGAAGCUGGUCAUGAUGAUUUCCAGAGGGAAGACACGCCCAGCGAUGACGAGGAUGGCCCCUUCGUCUACACUCCCUCUGGUCACAGCGAUCCAAUUAACAUUGUCAAUCACCGUAAGAAUGGUAGUGGGGACGACCUUGAUCUGUCUGAGAGCUCCAGUUUGAUGGACAUUGAUGCUCCUUCCUGUUCACCCAUGUCAACAUCAUCGAUGACACAAUGGAGGUACACGCCACCUCCCACGACAAGUGCUGUGAGGUCGGCGAAACGCAAAUUUGAUGAUCGUUUCGAUCCAUAUCCAGCCUCAAAGCGCCGAGCCGUUUCGCCUUCGAUCCCUCAUCUUCGUGACCCACAUUCCACGGUAGGCUCUCCUCGAGGCAGUAACAGGAUACCCAUCGCUAUUCCCAUAUCAAUACCGGGAUCAGCUGUCAACUCCGCUACAUCUUCCCCUACAAUAUCCGGAUCGUACCCUCGUUCUAUGAGCAUAACAUCUAGUCCCACAUUACGAGCAUCGAUGGGUUUGUCUAGUCCAAUUAUCAGACCUGUUCCUCGGACUCGGAGAUUUGACGGAGAGGACAAGGAAGUAGAUGGGGCGGGCGAAGCCGUCGGUGGUCUUAGUCUCGGAUGAAUUGCCUGACCUCUGGUAUGUAAGCACAUCGGCAUCUUGCAUUUUUCAUUCCUUCUGCAUGUAGUAUUUUGGAAUCCGCAACAACCUAUUUGUAUAGCAACGGCUAGUUACAUAUGUAUUAUCAACAGCACUCAUAUCCACUUCUACCUUAUAUGCUUGUAUCGUAGCGUAGUCUCUCAUCAUUGCAUUUUCCCUUCAGUGCUACUGCCAACGUCUCUCGAUAGUUGUUUUGCAAGAAGGCUACUUACAAGCUACACCAGCCAUUGUUGGUAUUGACAUGAUGCAGAUAUCGUUACAAAAAAGAUCCC
Molecule: messenger RNA, 1707 nt
Organism: Desarmillaria tabescens
Lineage: Eukaryota; Fungi; Basidiomycota; Agaricomycetes; Agaricales; Physalacriaceae
Exons: 5
Coding region: 149-1399 (416 amino acids)
Source: RefSeq, a predicted model, not a curated record